AAUACAUUUUAUUUAAAGUACUUAAUUGAAAUCUAAAAGGUUUUUUUUGAUUUUAUUCUAAAACUGACAACUAAUAUAUUUUUUUUAUGACAAAUUUCUAUUUUAUUUUUUCUAAAUAUUUAUCACAUUUUAUUAAGAUAAGAAUGUGUUUGUGGCAACCACGAUUUGUCCAACUUUUUUUUACAUGCGUAUGAAUAGAUUUACUAAAAUAGUUAAGUAAAUAGUGUUUUUAAAUUAAAGAAUAAUCAACUAUGUCCGAAAAUUUUCAUAUAUAAACACCUAUUUAAAUAAAAAAUUGUCAUUAAUUAUUCAAAAUAUAACAUUUAAGUAAAAAGAAGCAAGGUAAAAAUGGAGAACUGGCAACUAAUAUAUUUUUUUAUGACAAAUUUCUGUUUGAUAUUUAACGAAGGCAUUGAAAAUAAAUAUUCGGGUGCAAAAAAAAUAUGUCCGUUUGAAAAAGGUACGACGAGAAAUGCUGCUAAAAUUGGUAACAUACAAACAUUAAAACAAGCUUAUGAGAGUGGUUGUGAAUGGGAUGAAUUUACGACUUCCGAAGCUGCUGAAAACGGGCAUUUAAAAUGCUUAAAAUAUGCCUACGAAAAUGGAUGUCCAUGGGAUGUAGGCACAACAGAAGCAGCUGCGAAAUAUGGUAAUUUAGAAACCUUAAUAUACAUUCAUAAAAAUGGCUGUAAAUGGGAUAAAAAUACAGCAAGCGUUGCUGCUGAAUAUGGGCAUGUAGAAUGCUUAAUUUAUACACAUGAAUAUGGCUGUAGAUGGAAUGAAGAAACAACUAGAGACGCUGCUGCAAAUGGACAAUUGGAAUGUUUAAAAUAUGCGCAUGAAAAUGGAUGUCCAUGGGAUGUAAGCACAACGAUUUCAGCAGCAUCAAAUGGGCAUUUAGGAUGCUUGCAAUAUGCACAUGAAAAUAGAUGUCCAUGGGAUAUAAGUACAACGUCAGAAGCUGCGAAAUUUGGACAGUUAGAAUGCCUAAAAUAUGCACAUAAAAAUGGUUGUGCAUGGAAUGAACAAACAACAAGUAACGCUGCUUUGAAUGGACAUUAUGAAUGUUUAAAAUAUGCACAUGAAAAUGGAUGUCCAUGGGAUGUAAGAACAACGAUUGCGGCUGCGUCAAAUGGGCAUUUAGAAUGCUUGAAAUAUGCACAUGAAAAUAGAUGUCCAUGGGAUAUAAGUACAACGUCAGAAGCUGCAAAAUUUGGACAGUUAGAAUGCCUAAAAUAUGCACAUAAAAAUGGUUGUGCAUGGAAUGAACAAACAACAAGUAACGCUGCUUUGAAUGGACAUUAUGAAUGUUUAAAAUAUGCACAUGAAAAUGGAUGUCCAUGGGAUGUAAGAACAACGAUUGCGGCUGCGUCAAAUGGGCAUUUAGAAUGCUUGAAAUAUGCACAUGAAAAUAGAUGUCCAUGGGAUAUAAGUACAACGUCAGAAGCUGCAAAAUUUGGACAGUUAGAAUGCCUAAAAUAUGCACAUAAAAAUGGUUGUGCAUGGAAUGAACAAACAACAAGUAACGCUGCUUUGAAUGGACAUUAUGAAUGUUUAAAAUAUGCACAUGAAAAUGGAUGUCCAUGGGAUGUAAGAACAACGAUUGCGGCUGCGUCAAAUGGGCAUUUAGAAUGCUUGAAAUAUGCACAUGAAAAUAGAUGUCCAUGGGAUAUAAGUACAACGUCAGAAGCUGCAAAAUUUGGACAGUUAGAAUGCCUAAAAUAUGCACAUAAAAAUGGUUGUGCAUGGAAUGAACAAACAACAAGUAACGCUGCUUUGAAUGGACAUUAUGAAUGUUUAAAAUAUGCACAUGAAAAUGGAUGUCCAUGGGAUGUAAGAACAACGAUUGCGGCUGCGUCAAAUGGGCAUUUAGAAUGCUUGAAAUAUGCACAUGAAAAUAGAUGUCCAUGGGAUAUAAGUACAACGUCAGAAGCUGCAAAAUUUGGACAGUUAGAAUGCCUAAAAUAUGCACAUAAAAAUGGUUGUGCAUGGAAUGAACAAACAACAAGUAACGCUGCUUUGAAUGGACAUUAUGAAUGUUUAAAAUAUGCACAUGAAAAUGGAUGUCACUGGAAUAAAGCAAUAUCUAGAUAUGCUGCUAUAGGAUGUAAUUUAGAUUGUUUAAAAUAUGUAUUUGCAAAUGGAUGUCCAUGGGAUGUAGGCACAACAUUUGCUGCUGUCGCAAGAAAUAAUUUGAUAAUAUUAAAAUAUGCAUAUGAAAAAGGAUGUCCAUUGGAUAUUGGCAUAACUACUGAGGCUACUGUAAGAGGUAAUUUAGAAAUUUUAAAAUAUGCACAUGAAAAUGGAUGUCCAUUGGAUGAUGGCAUAAUUAAAGCGGCUACUGUAAGAGGUAAUUUAGAAAUUUUAAAAUAUGCACAUGAAAAUGGAUGUCCAUUAGAUGAUAAAAUAACUACUUUGGCUAUAGAUAGUGGUUAUUUUGAAAUUUUAAAAUAUGCACGUGAAAAUGGAUUUCCAUGGGAUAAAAGAACAACAAAAGUUGCUGCAAGUUAUGGUAAUUUAGAGUUUUUAAAAUAUGCUCAUGAAAACGGAUGCCAAUGGGAUGAGGGCACAACGAGAGGAGCUGCAGAAAGUGGUUGUUUAGAAUGUUUAAAAUAUGCACAUGAAAAUGGAUGUAAUUGGGAUAAAGGUACAAUGGUAACCGCUGCAAUGCAUGGUAAUUUAGAUUGCUUAAUAUAUGCUCAUGAAAAUGGUUGUAUAUGGGAUGAAGGUACAAUAAGAGUUGCUGCUUUUAGAGGUUAUUUUGUUUGUUUAAAAUAUGCCCAUGAAAAUGGAUGUGACUGGGAUAUAGGAACAACUAAAGUUGCUGCUGGAAUGGGACAUAUAAAGUGCUUAACAUAUGCACACGAAAAUGGAUGUCCGUUGGAUGAUAAUAUAACAUUGGUUGCUGCUAAGUAUGGACAUUUAAAUUGCUUAAAAUAUGCACAUAUAAAUAAAUGCAAAUUGGAAAAAAAAAUAACGGGACUAGCUGCUUCUAAUGGUGAUUUAGAAAUUUUAAUAUACGCUCAUGAAAAUGGAUGUCCAUGGGAUGAAAAUACAACUAAGGAAGCUGCUGCUAAUGGUCAUUUAAAAUGUCUAGUAUAUGCACAUGAAAAUGGAUGCCCAUGGAAUAUUGGUAUAACUACUGCGGCUACCAAUAUUGGUAAUUUAGAAAUUUUAAAAUAUGCACAUGAAAAUGGAUGUCCAUGGGAUGAUGGAAUAACUACUGCGGCUACUAAAAGGGGUAGUUUAGAAAUUUUAAAAUAUGCUCAUGAAAAUGGAUGUCCAUGGGAUGACGGCUUACUUAUUGCGGCUAUUAAAAGUGGUAGUUUAGAAAUUUUCAAAUAUGCGCAUGAAAAUGGUUGUCCAUUUGAUGACACCAUACUUACUGUAGCUAUUAAAAGAGGUAGUUUUGAAAUUUUAAAAUAUCUACAUGAAAAUGGAUGUUUAUGGGAUGAAAAAACAACAAAAGUAGCUGCAGGUUAUGGUAAUUUGAAAAUGUUGAAAUAUGCUCAUGAAAACGGAUGCAAAUGGGCCACUGGCACAACAAAAGCAGCUGCUUUAAGAGGUCAUUUUGAUUGUCUUAAAUAUGCACAUGAAUAUGGCUGUCCAUGGGAUGAUGACACAACUAGAGCGUCUGCAGCAAGUGGUUGUUUAGACUGUUUAUUGUAUGCUCAUGAAAAUGGAUGUAAAUGGGAUGAAGACACAAUUGUUACAGCUGCAUUGCAUGGUAAUUUAGAUUGUUUAAAAUAUGCAUAUGAAAAUGGAUAUAAUUGGAUCAAAGGUACGAUGAGAGGGGCUGCUGCAAAUCGACAUUUAGAAUGCCUCAAAUAUGCCUAUGAAAAUGGUUGUGAUUGGGACGAAGGCACAAUGAGGGAAGCGGCUGCUAGUGGUUGCAUUAGUUGUUUGAAAUUUGCUCAUGAAAAUGGAUGCAAUUGGGAUGAAGGUACAAUAGUUACAGCUGCCAUGCGUGGUAAUUUAGAUAUCUUAAUAUAUGCCCACGAAAAUGGAUGUAAAUGGGAUGAAGGUACUACAAGACUUGCUGCAGCAAAUGGUCAGUUUCGUUGUUUAAAAUACGCUCAUGAACAUAAUUGUCCAUGGAGUAAAAAUACCAUUUAUGAAGCUACCAGAAGAGGUUUUUCAUUUUUAACAAACUAUGCUUAUGAAAAUGGUUGUCCUAAUUAGUUUUUUGAUAAAAUAUUUAAAUUUUUUAUUAUCCUUCACUUUAUAUUUUAAAUAAAUCGUGUUAAGCCUAAUCAAUAAUUUUAUUGAUAGAAAUUGUGUCAUUUUACUUGCUCAUUAAAUAAUCUUUAUGAAAUAAUAACCGAAAUUCUUGAAUAAAAUAUACAAAUUUUUCAAUCAUGUAUUUAAAG
Molecule: messenger RNA, 4370 nt
Organism: Daktulosphaira vitifoliae (grape phylloxera)
Lineage: Eukaryota; Metazoa; Arthropoda; Insecta; Hemiptera; Phylloxeridae
Exons: 3
Coding region: 349-4182 (1277 amino acids)
Molecular function (GO): protein binding
Source: RefSeq, a predicted model, not a curated record